This is a messenger RNA of Anopheles stephensi (Asian malaria mosquito), 1848 nucleotides long. RefSeq names its product synaptic vesicle glycoprotein 2B-like. Gene Ontology annotation, molecular function: transmembrane transporter activity. Lineage: Eukaryota; Metazoa; Arthropoda; Insecta; Diptera; Culicidae. The record is from RefSeq and is a predicted model, not a curated record. Gene Ontology annotation, cellular component: membrane. The transcript has 5 exons. The coding region runs from base 146 to 1774 and encodes 542 amino acids. Gene Ontology annotation, biological process: transmembrane transport.
GUGGGUAAUUUCUAUCCACCCGCGAUGAUAUAAAGGGAUGAAAUCUGCAAAACCCAUGAGAUUCCACUGAGCUUUGACGGGAAGAAAGUGUGGCAGAUAGUCAGUCAUUCGCCAAUAGGAAAUAGCACGAUCGGAUAGGCUUCGAAUGAUGAACAUGGAUGACACGAUUGACAAGCUUCCCGAACCCAAAGAUGUCACAUACCAACGUCCGGUAAAGCUCGACGAUGCUCUCUUGAUGACCAAAUUUGGCAUCUACAAUCUAUGCCUGAUAACAAUUUCCGGUACUAUUCUCGCGGCCGUUCUACUAGAAACGUUGGGCAUCAGCUACGUUCUUCCGGUGGCAGAGUGUGAUUUGCUGCUAACCACAAAAGAAAAGGGUGUGCUGAGUGCAAUCUCAUUCGCCGGCAUCAUCAGCAGUUCCCAUCUGUGGGGCUUCCUGGCCGAUACGAGAGGUAGAAGAACGGUCAUACUGCCGACAUUGUUCCUUGCCUUUGUGUCUACCGUGCUGUCCAGCUUUACGACCAAUUUUUGGUUAAUUACGCUUACGCGGUUCUUCACCGGAUUUUUCAUUUCCGGGUCGUCAGCUACGAUCUAUGCGUACCUGGGAGAAUUCCAUGCCAAAUCGAACAGUUCUCGUGCCAUUAUGGGAGCUUCCUUUGUGUUCGGCGUGGGAUGCAUCCUGCUGCCACUAAUCGCGUGGUCCGUAAUCAAUCAGGAGUGGGAAUUCACGAUCCCAUUACUCAACAUCGUGUAUCGUCCCUGGCGACUGUUUAUCGUAGUGUGCGGUUUGCCGAGUCUCGUGUGCGGCAUAGCAUUGCUAUACUUCCCGGAAAGUCCCAAAUUUCUAUUCUCCAGAGGUCACGAACAGGCAACGAUCGAGAUCGUGCACAAGAUGUACCGAUGGAACACGAGUGGUAAGGGGUCCAAGCUGGAGCUUAGCUCUCUACUACCGGAAACCGAAGCACAGCAAACUAAAAUCCGUCGCGAGGAGGCGGCCAACGGCAAGAGCGUUAUGCGGUUGCUGAAACAAAUGUGGCAGCAAACGGCACCGUUGUUCAUGGGCACGUACCGCAACCGCACCACCAUCAUCUGUGUGCUGCAGUUCGGCAUUUACCUAACGUCCAACGGGAUGUACAUGUUCUUCCCCGACAUUCUGAACCGAAUAGCAGAGCUGGAGGAUCAGGGAGUUACCCGGACGACCGUCUGCCAAGCAGUCUACAGUACGAAGGUAGAUCUUAGCGCGUUGCAACUGCCAGAACUUAAUGCAACGGCAUUGCCGGAAGUGUGCCACCAGAAGCUGGACAUUUCUGCCUACGAACACUCGUUUGUGCUGGAAACCAUAUACGCACUGGGAUUCGCGGUGAUCGGGCUCAUCAUCAAUGCAGUUGGCAAACUGCCCAUCCUGGUGUUCAUAUUUGGCUUUUGUGGAAUUUGCGGGAUAUUGAUCGUGUUUAUCGACUUACCUCUGCUGGCCAUCUGGUUCUACGUGAUACUGUUAACGUGCGGAUUCUGCAUAAGUGUCGUUAAUGCCUGCACGGUGGAUUUGUUCCCCACCAACUUGCGUGCAAUGGCGGUGUGCAUCUCGCUGAUGUUCGGCAGAUUGGGAAGCGUAGUUGGUGCGAACAUUGUUGGUUUGCUGCUGGAUUCACAGUGCGAGCUUACGUUCUGGAUUUCCGGGGUUUCGCUCAUCGGUUGCGGUGUGCUGUCCUUUUUCAUUCCCAACAUAUACAAGCGCAAUGCGACGGCAGACAGGUUCAGCGUAUCAUCACGGUGAACGGGCUGUAGUCCUUCUAGUAGCUUGUUGCCUUACUAGCUUUAAGUUCGAAGCCUGAUGUUUGAUUCACUAUA